GGUCAGACUUUUCACAUGAGAUGACUUUCUUCCUUUGUCUCAUUCGAGCCACUCUCGUCAUUUUCCGAUGUCUUCGGUUGCGUUCCUCGAUCUGAGGCCUCCUCCUGCACCACCACCGGAGUCUCCUUCUCCGCCGACUCCACCUGAACAACCAGACCCACCGGACCCUCAGAUUUGCCUCUCCUUUGAUGUUUCUCUUGCUCAGCCACCGACGAUGAUGAGUCUCCCACUCCUGCCUGCAAAGUCGCUCAAUAGCAUUGGACUGCUGCGUCUUGACGAGUCCCUCUUUGCUAUCUGGUUUGGAGAGCUUGAUGUUCGUCUAUAUCUGACCACUUCGACCACCGCCAUUUUUGGAGUUCAUUGCUAUCUCGCCGACGCCCUCACCUUCUCUCCUCAAAUCACCCUUAUCACCUUGAUGCGAUCACUUACUACAGUAUGUAGAUUAUGUCUCGAUUUGGCUUGGCUAGAAAUUGUCUUUUGGCAGCUUAGACUUAGAUCUUUGUUUCAGUUCAACCGGCCAGUUGAUCGGGUUCAUCGGAGCUUCCAUAGCUCUCAUCUCUCCUUUAUGGAGCUUUUUCUCCUCCUAACUACUUCACUUGUGUUUAGUAGUGUUACAAGGAGCAGUGUUAUCAAGACCGUUCUGCUUGAUGCAGAAGCGAAAAUUGUUGUUCAUGACUAUUUUUGCUCAGCUUUUGCUUGCUGUUUGGCGUUAUCGACUCGGGAGGCUUUGUUUUCUCCUCUUUGCAUCUCGAAGUCUUUAAAUUCCAUGUUGCAGGUAGGGCUUCUUGUCUCUGCAGUUUGGGUUGGACGUUUACAAGUUAUGAAUGUACCUUGUAGCGGAAGCACUUGCAUUGUGCAGUGCGCUCUUAUCGGCAGUCGGUCAGCUGGAUUUUGCCUCUCCAACGGUGUUGUGGGACUCUCUUGUCCUCGUUUGUCUCAUCAACGCUAAGGAUAGUACUUCAAAGCUAAAAGGGAUCUUCCUUGAUAUAGCUUUGUUAUGUAACUCCUUUGCACCUAUCUUUUGCUGUUCUUCCACAGACGGUCUUUGUUUUAGCCGAUUGCUUAGCUUUGUUUGCCCUUGUGGCUUUUUCCAAUUCCUCCUCUCUUGGAGUGUAAGACAUUUCUCUUAUUUAUUCAAGUUCAGUUUGUCCAAAAAAAAAAGAAAAUCAAAUUAGCAUC
Arabidopsis arenosa is the source of this 1179-nucleotide messenger RNA. The record is from the annotation of a GenBank genome assembly. Lineage: Eukaryota; Viridiplantae; Streptophyta; Magnoliopsida; Brassicales; Brassicaceae.